AUGGACGAUUACCUCUCCUCUAAGUGCAUCGCCGAGAAGGAGCUAGUCAAGUACAACGACGGCCCCUCCGAGAGCAGAGCGUUCGACGUCGUCGUCCUGUUACUGGGCCUCGUAGGAGGAGACACCCUCCUGCCGUACAUCAACGAGAGCCAACACUUCAUGCUGUCGCCUUUCACCGGCAUCGAGCCUUACCACAACGCCCUCAGGUUCACGCAGGCCCUCCUCGGCUCCGUGCCGGUGGUGCACGUCGACGACGUCUGCAAGGCGCACGUCUUCUGCAUGGAGCGCCAGCGCGACGUCGCUGCCGGUCGGUACCUCUGCGCCACCGCACACCCCAACAUGCAGGAUCUGGUGGAGCACUACGCGAGCAAGCACCCGGAGCUCAAGCUGACGCUGAAAGAGGUGGUGGGAGAGGGAGUCAGAGUGCAGGUCAACACGAACAAGCUUGUGGAGCUGGGGUUCAAGUUUAAGUACCGGGCAGAGGCGGUGCUUGAUGGCAGCGUCGAUUGCGGGAAAAAGUUAGGAGUGCUGUCAGUGGCGGAUCAAGGAUCCUAA
Triticum turgidum subsp. durum (durum wheat) is the source of this 555-nucleotide messenger RNA. The record is from the annotation of a GenBank genome assembly. Lineage: Eukaryota; Viridiplantae; Streptophyta; Magnoliopsida; Poales; Poaceae.